This is a messenger RNA of Archocentrus centrarchus (flier cichlid), 3692 nucleotides long. RefSeq names its product glutaminase a (gene glsa). The transcript is spliced from 18 exons. Gene Ontology annotation, molecular function: protein binding; glutaminase activity. Lineage: Eukaryota; Metazoa; Chordata; Actinopteri; Cichliformes; Cichlidae. Bases 1 to 1866 code for a protein of 621 amino acids. The record is from RefSeq and is a predicted model, not a curated record. Gene Ontology annotation, biological process: L-glutamine catabolic process.
AUGUUACACUUUCGAUCUACGGCAGUGCUCAAGGAGUUAUUCCAGAGCCAGCUGAAGCGCCCGUUCACAGGUAGAGUCGGCGUUAAAACAGCACCCGCUCCCGCCGCCUGCUUCAGCACCCUGGGUCCCGAUGGACGGUCACCGGUCAGAGGAAGGGCGUUUGCCGGCUGGAGAGCCUCUCAGCACUUCGCCAGGAAGCACGCAUCGAGAGGCUUUUGUGCCAACGACUCUGCCGGCAAAGAGUCUUCAGGAGAUAAGAGAAGAAAGGCAGGCAUCCUUCCCAGCCUGGAGGACCUGCUCUUCUACACCAUCGCAGAGGGCCAAGAAAAAAUCCCUGCACACAAAUUCACCACAGCUCUUAAAGCCACAGGGCUUCGCACAGGAGACCCCCGGCUGAAAGAAUGUAUGGAGAUGCUGAAGGUGACCUUGAAGACGACCUCAGAUGGAGCGCUGGACCGACACCUCUUCAAAAAAUGUGUCCAGAGCAACAUUGUUCUGCUCACCCAGGCCUUCAGGAAGAAGUUUGUCAUUCCAGACUUCCAGUCCUUCUGUGCCCACAUCGAUGACCUGUAUGAAAAUGCCAAAAACAUGUCUGGAGGGCAGGUGGCAGACUACAUUCCUCAGCUGGCCCGCUUCAGCCCAGACCUGUGGGGCGUCGCCCUGUGCACAGUCGAUGGACAAAGACACACUGUCGGCGACACCAAGGUUCCCUUCUGUCUUCAGUCCUGCGUGAAGCCGCUGAAGUACGCCAUCGCCGUUCAUGACCACGGCACUGAAUACGUGCACCGCUUCAUCGGCAAAGAGCCCAGCGGACUGCGCUUCAACAAGCUGUUCCUGAACGAGGACGAUAAACCCCACAACCCCAUGGUUAAUGCUGGUGCCAUCGUCUGCACCUCGCUCAUUAAGCAAGGGGCGAGCAACGCCGAGAAGUUUGAUUACGUCAUGAACUUCAUGAACAAACUGGCAGGAAACGAGUACGUGGGCUUCAGCAACGCCACUUUUCAGUCGGAGCGCGAGUCCGGAGACAGGAACUUUGCCAUCGGCUACUACUUGAAGGAGAAGAAGUGUUUUCCAGAGGGAACAGACAUGACAGCCAUCCUGGACUUUUACUUCCAGUUGUGCUCCAUCGAGGUGACCUGUGAGAGUGCCAGCGUCAUGGCGGCAACUCUGGCCAACGGUGGUUUCUGUCCAAUCACGGGCGAGCGCGUGCUGAGCCCAGAGGCGGUGCGAAACACCCUGAGUCUGAUGCACUCCUGCGGCAUGUACGACUUCUCCGGACAGUUCGCUUUCCACGUGGGGCUGCCGGCUAAGUCGGGUGUGGCCGGGGGGAUCCUGCUGGUUGUUCCCAAUGUGAUGGGCAUCAUGUGUUGGUCUCCGCCGCUCGACAAGCUAGGCAACAGUGUCAGAGGCAUCCAGUUCUGCACGGAUUUGGUUUCUCUCUGUAACUUCCACAACUAUGACAACCUGAGGCACUUUGCAAAGAAGCUGGACCCUCGCAGGGAGGGAGGAGAUCAGAGGGUGAAGUCUGUGAUCAACCUGCUGUUUGCUGCUUACACGGGAGACGUCUCAGCCCUCAGGAGAUUCGCGCUGUCCUCCAUGGACAUGGAGCAGAGGGACUACGAUUCCAGGACAGCGUUGCACGUGGCAGCUGCUGAAGGACACGCUGAGGUGGUGCGCUUCCUGCUGGAGGCCUGCAAGGUCAACCCAGUUCCCAAAGACAGGUGGGGGAACACGCCGAUGGACGAGGCGGUGCACUUUGGCCACCAUGAUGUCGUCACCAUCCUCCGCGAUUACCACAAUCAGUACACCCAUCAGGAAGGCAGCACCCCCAAGCAGAAUGCAGAGAACCUGGAUGGGAUGCUGUGAUGGAGAAGGCGCUGCUCAGGCCUGAGGACAGAUGGACAGUUGCCGCUGAGGGGAAGAAAUCAGGCAGCACUUGAGACAAAAACCGGAAAGUGCAAGUACAAACAAUGCUAAAAUAGGCGAAAAUAAACCUUUACAGUAUCUGUUAGAGCAGCAGCCGCCUCCCUCCGAGUGUAUAAGCUCCUCGUCAUGUUCUCAUUAGGUGUUGUCGGGUCUUUGUAUCGCUCUGUGUACUCUGAGUGAGGAAGCACUUUUAUUUUCUGUAUUUUAUCGUUAGUUUUCCUGGGACGGGCUCCAUGUUUUACAUUGAAGGUUGUUUUUAUUCUGAAAAUCAGCAACAGGAAGCAGCAGCUGUAUAAAACUUACAUGGUGGAAUGUAUCCCCCCCCCCCCUCCCAAACACUUUUUGAUGUGUGUGUGUGAUAAUCGAUGUAAGAUAAACUGUACAUUACUGUAGUGUUUGUUUAUAUUAACUGAGGACGGUGAGUCGGUGUAAAUAGGUGUAAAAAUGUGUAGUCGAUCAGUCUCAUGUGGUGGUGGAUUCAGAUUUGAUCAUGAUGUGCGUUUCACUCAAACUUCUGGAAAGUAUUUGAACCAUAAAAUUAAUUUUUUUUUUUUUUUUUUUUGGUUGACCGCUUUUUAAAUGUGGAGACAGAUUAGUUCAAAUCUUUGUUUUACUCUUCAAAGAUUUUUUUUUUUUUUUUUCCCCCACUAAAACUGGAACUUACCCUUAUUCUGUUUUAUGUUUUUGUAACGUGGCAAUAAUGUAAAAGAAGGCAGCCAAAGUUGAGUUCGUAAGUCGUCUCCUGACCAUUGAAAGAGUUUCUACAUAUCAGAUGUGACACUGCCAAUGCUCAUGACUGUAAACGUGCAAGAUUUAAAAAAUUUUUGUUUUUUUAUCUUAGUUUAAAGAAAUUACGGCAGAAAUAGGAUGUACUCAACAAUGGAAAUGUAUUUAAAUACUUUUAUUUUGAAAGUCUUACUAAUAUAUUUCUGUAACAGUGAGCUGACUGGUCCCUCGGUGCUGCUUUAAGCUAGCUGAAGAGUGCUGUUAAAGUUGCUCCUAUCCUAGUUAUUAUGAUUAUUGCGAGUCUUCUCAAGCAGUGGUUGCCAACCAAGUUAAAAAGCAUCACAUUUUAAGGCCUCAGUGACACAAACCCAGAGACCGGUCGCUUAGGAAAAAUGUGUAUUUCCUGCUGGUUGAAUCUGGUUGUAAAGGGGGUGCUGCACCAAAAUCCACCUUGCAGUUUCUUUGGUAGCCAGCAGAUUGCCGCAGUCACCCAUAGUUUACUUUGAAGAUGUCGACUUGCCUGCAAACGUUCAUCAUUUACUGACUGAGCUGAAACUCGCAGGCAAACCCCCCCCCCCCAUUUGCACUUUCCAGUUUCACUACUGCUCAGUGAGCAGUUGGCAAGUGUUUGCAGACAAGUUGGCAUCUUCCAGAUAAACUACAGGUGAUCGCAGCAACCUGCUAGCCACCAAAGCAAUGGGAAGGAGUUUUUUGGUGCGCUACCCUCUUUGUGACUGAUUUCAACCAUUCACCAACCAGUUGGGGAAUACACAAUUUUCCCUAGCAACCUGUAGUUGUAGUUGCAGUCUCUAGGCCUAAGACACCACAGCAGCAGCAGUGCCCGACAGUUUCUUAUUUUUCUUUUGGCUUUUAAUUUUUCUUUCACUGUAGCGAGUUGCUAAAGGCCAAAUAAUCAUACUGUAUAACCAUUCUGUCAUUCAUUGUUUUGCUGAUGUGGUAUUUUCAAGCCUCAGCAUUUGUGUUUUGGCUGUUGCAUCAUGGUGGCGUUUUUUCCAGUUCCGAAAAAAAGAAGAAAAAAA